AUGAACUUCUCCACGAGGCUCGCUGAGAAACUUCCCGGAAUCUUUCCGGCGCCGUCGUCUCCUCUCCUGCGUAAAGGAGUCCCUGAGAUAAGAUUCUAUUCGAUUGCUAACCACAGUAAACGAUUGAGAUGGGGAUUGCAAAAGAAGAUGUUUUGUAGUUUACAGAGAGCAGAAAUCUGUGUAGUGAGCAAUUCAUGCAUUGUUCAUCCCGCAACCGAAGCUUAUGCACAAGAAGCUAUCGAAGCAAUCAAAUCCGAGAAAGUUAUCGCUGUGCCUACCGAUACGCUUUAUGGAUUCGCUUGUGAUGCUUGUUCUUUAGAAGCUGUUAACCGGAUAUAUGAGAUCAAAGGUCGUAAGCUUACAAGCCCUUUAGCCAUCUGCGUUGGCGAUGUAUUAGAUAUCAAGAGAGUUGCUACCACAAACCACUUACCUCACGGUUUACUUGAUUCUCUCUUGCCCGGUCCAGUCACUCUCGUACUUCGGCGAGGUGAAUCAAGCAUUCUUGAAAAGUCCUUAAAUCCGGGGAUUGAUACUAUUGGGGUACGGGUUCCAGACUGUGAAUUCAUUAGAGAAGUAUCGAGAGGUUCAGGUAGUGUGUUGGCUCUUACAAGUGCUAAUCUAAGCGGUGAUAGAAGCAGCGUUUGCGUAAAUGAUUUUGAGAAUCUUUGGCAGCAUUGUGCUUAUGUCUAUGAUGGUGGUUUGCUUCCAUCGGGUCGCGCAGGAUCCACAAUUGUCGACGUGACUAAAGUCGGAAAGUAUAAGAUCAUUAGACCCGGAAGCGCGAAGGAAGCAACAGUGGCAAUUCUUGAAAAGUAUUCGCUCGAAGAAGACGGUUAA
Messenger RNA from Arabis nemorensis, 837 nucleotides. The record is from the annotation of a GenBank genome assembly. NCBI's taxonomy places the organism in Eukaryota, Viridiplantae, Streptophyta, Magnoliopsida, Brassicales, Brassicaceae.